GAUGACCAAACAGGGAUGCGAUGCGCCAGUCGGCUAGAUCGAGAACCUUUGAUUGACAAGCGCAGCAUAGAGCCGAAGGACGUUCUCAUCAGCAAGCUGGUCAUGGAGCACCUCCGGCCCAGCCACGUAGGAAAAUCGGAUGCCGUCUGGGUCGCAUUCCUCUUAUUCGUCUCUGGGAACGCGACGAUGGUUAACAUGAUCGCGCUUGGGAGGGAAGAUGUCACAAGUUAGAGCACAGCAGGGCAUUGGAGAAUUCA
This is a messenger RNA of Colletotrichum navitas, 257 nucleotides long. RefSeq lists its product as uncharacterized. The coding region runs from base 16 to 231 and encodes 71 amino acids. Lineage: Eukaryota; Fungi; Ascomycota; Sordariomycetes; Glomerellales; Glomerellaceae. The record is from RefSeq and is a predicted model, not a curated record. The transcript is spliced from 2 exons.